Molecule: messenger RNA, 1328 nt
Organism: Ilex paraguariensis (yerba mate)
Lineage: Eukaryota; Viridiplantae; Streptophyta; Magnoliopsida; Aquifoliales; Aquifoliaceae
Source: the annotation of a GenBank genome assembly
GUCACCCACUUUUGUUGCGUUCUCACUUGCUGCUAUUACCUCCGUUUUCGUCUUUCUUUUUUGUCUUCCUCUUCCUCUCUCUUGUCUUCAUCUGUACCCUUUAACAAUUACUCCUCAUUACUCUUCCUCUUUUUGUUUCGAUUCCUCUCUCUCUCUCUCUUCAUGGACCGUUUCAUUUCAGCCUGGGCAAGCAAAAACAGAGCAAAAACUCAAAAAGGAUUGGGAGAUCUCUGGGGAUGCUAUGAGGAAUGGAGUGCAUAUUGUGCUGGAACUCCUGUAUUGUUGGACAACAGUGAGAAUGUUGUGCAGUAUUAUUUCCCUUCUCUGUCUGCAAUCCAAAUCUACACCAACAAAUCUGCAACUUUUACGAAUCCAAGGGAGGAUAUUGCUGUGGUGGAAUUUGAAGAUGAGUGUCGGAGUGAUGACAGUGAGAAUGAAAAGUUCUCAAGGACGUUAAGUAACAAUUCUAGUAGGACUUGGGAUGCCACUUCUGUGGAUUCAGUUAUUGAUCACGAGGGUUCGUGGCCAAUAAGGGAUCGCCUUGGUUAUCUUCACUUUCAAUACAUUGACAUGUACUCUCCAUACGUGAGGAUUCCGCUCAUGGACAAAAUCAAUGAACUCGCUCAAAACUAUCCGGGGCUUAUGACGUUGAAGAAUGUCGAUCUAUCUCCUGCAAGUUGGUUGGCCGUUGCUUGGUAUCCUAAUUAUAAUAUUCCGGACAAGGUAGCUGUGAAGGAGUUAGGAACAUGCUUCCUCACUUAUCAUGCAUUGUCCUCAUCUUUCCAAGAGACUGAAGAUGAAAAUGAUGAUAAAGAUAUUGGAAGGUGUUUCUCUCGUUCUAAAGAAAAGGAGAAAGGAAAACGCAGGAGUAAGGAUGUUCGUAUAACGCCUCUUCCUCCCUUUGGGCUGGCAACUUACCGGAUGGAAGGAGAACUUUGGGUGAAACCAAACACACAUGAUUAUGAGAAGCUAAUUGAUCUUUAUAGUGCUGCUAAGUCCUGGUUGAAGCAGCUCAAUGUCCAACACCAUGACUUCAACUUUUUUACUACCCACUCCACCAUAGAUUUUGAUAAGCAUAUCUAACUUAUUUUGUGCUUCAGUAUCUCGUUGUUGCCUAUAGGAAGACUCUCUCGCAGCAGUCCUGGGCGUGCCUAAAACCUGAGCUUUUCAAAUGUGAUGUCAAAAGUACCUCUCUCAGCCUUUUGAAUGCAAAGUUAAUAAGUGCUCGUCUUUGUUUGUUUAUUAUUAUUUUUUUUUCAAAAUCAUGAAGAUGAUGUAGUCUUGAAGAAGUUGUUGGCCCUAUCUUUUUUUUUUUUUGUUAUGGGGGG